Clunio marinus is the source of this 357-nucleotide messenger RNA. The record is from the annotation of a GenBank genome assembly. Lineage: Eukaryota; Metazoa; Arthropoda; Insecta; Diptera; Chironomidae.
AUGUGUCCGUGUAAACAUUUUGUCCGUGUAAACAUUUCGAUGACAGCGCCACCCAAAAUUUUGUCCGUUCAUAUGAUAAUUUUACACUCUCCACCUGAAACUAGACUUUGCCCGACCGGGGCUGCUGAAAUCAGGUGGAGAGUUAGAAAGAAAAAUCUCAAGAUGGAUUUGUUCAUAAGAUAUUGUUUAUUUGUUUUUUUACUACACAAAUUAGUAAAUAUUUCAAAGUGGAUACAAAUUAGGCCUUCCGAAAUAUCCAUCCGUUCACACAAAAUAUCCGGAUAUCUGGAUAUUUUGUAUGAACGGAUGGAUAUUUCGGAAGGCCUAUUACAAAUUAUAACAUGGAAUGAAAGUUAA